This is a messenger RNA of Prorocentrum cordatum, 726 nucleotides long. The record is from the annotation of a GenBank genome assembly. NCBI's taxonomy places the organism in Eukaryota, Dinophyceae, Prorocentrales, Prorocentraceae.
AUGCCGGCGCGCAGCGGCAACGCGGUCGUCGUGGACCCCGCCGCCCCGCAGCCUGCGGCCCAAGCAGCCCCGGGGGCGCGCACCAACGGCACGCUCUACACCGUUGACGUGGGCAUCCAGAUGAUUGGGGUCAAAAUCGCUGGCAAGGCGGUGCGCGACGCCGGCGUGCGGUUCACCCUCGCCGACGCGGCGUCCUUGCAGCCCGGUCAGCCGCGCCUGGCGCAGCGCCACGCUUUGUCUACGGUGACCCAGCGCGCUCGGGAGGAGCUCGCCCUGCCGGAGAAGCCGCGCAACGUGGAGUACAUGAACCGCGGCCUCAUGCCGCCUCAGAGCACCGCGAACCCCUACCAGGGCCGCACGUGGACCUACUGCAUCGACGUGGUGCCCACCACGUCCGGGGCCGUCAAGGCGGCCAUUGCGCACGGCGCAGACCACGCCGCUUUCAUCAUGAAGCACGCCUUCUUCGAGGCCGACCUGUCCGUGCCCGCGUCGCCCACGGCGGCGGCCUGGAGCGCGACGGCAUCCCUGCUCGGGCAGCGCGUCAAGGUGCACCGCGCUGGCACGCGCGCCGACGGGGGCGACUGGGCGGUGUCCGACCUCAUCAGGUUCCGCUUCCGUCUGGACCCAGCGAUGCCGCCGAACGUGCGCAAGGUGGUGGACGCCAUGGUGCAGAAGUAUUCUGCCUACAUCACGGUGGGCCCCUUCGACUGGCAGGGCGGCCCUCAG